This is a messenger RNA of Amoebophrya sp. A120, 3289 nucleotides long. The record is from the annotation of a GenBank genome assembly. Lineage: Eukaryota; Dinophyceae; Syndiniales; Amoebophryaceae.
AUGCGACUCCUUCAAGGGGAGUUGAAUAGCGCCGACACUAGGUACCGAGACCUAGAAACCGCGCACGCCGUAUCAGCUGCAAAUAUGUAAUCUGGAUCUGGAAUGAUACCACCGUGUAAAUCUUGUUUCGUAUGAUCACUGUAUAUUCUGUGAUGCAUACUUUUUGCGCACGAGACAUGCCCGCUUGUGUUCUUGCCAAAAAAAGCAAUUUCCCAUGCGGAGAAUGCAACACAGGAUUCUAUGAAAAAAGCCCCUUGCUCUGCUGCGUGCUGCACGAUUUAGCAUGACAACUUUCCAGACCCAAACAUGUUUGCAAUGGAUACGUAAGUGAGAAGGCGGACAUGAAAAGGAGGUUCGACGAGGAAAGGCAGGAGUUGCAACAAAAAAUAGAACUAUUCCACCGAAAAAAUGUACCCGCACCGGGAAAAAAAUAUUUAUUGUAUUGCGGAUUUCCCUCCUGUUUGCUCUGCUGCUCAGUAUCAGAGAGUUACUCGCCACAUCUCAGAUCGCUUCACCGCAGUACACGCUGCGUGCCUCGUGGACACUACCAACAUUUGACCACGUGGCUUAGCGUUCUUGUGGACCCUCUGAACACGACCGGAAUGAUAGGUUGAGUACGUCUGGAUGAUGGUGAUGAUGAUGAUAGUUGGUGAUAUCACAAAGUGAAAGUAACUGCCUCAGCUGCGGUCUCCGCAUGAAAGAGUGGUCACGACGAGCAGGGACACCAAUUUACUCGCAACACAAAUUCACCUUGUUUACGGUGCGGGUGUACUUUUCUGUGGGAUACCAUGGACUCAACUCGAUGAACGAGCUGCUGGCUGAACAGCUGCGGAGCACGGGUUCCGGGAACUCGAUGCACUCGGGCGUGUUCGAUAUCACUAUGUAAAAACGUCGUAACCCCAGAGUUGUCAUGCAGAUUUGUAGUUACAGGGAGAUUUGUGAUGCGCACCCCCAUGAGAGGAAUGUGUAUAUUAUCCAAACGUGUUUUGGAAUAUGUAAUGCUGUAAGCAGGAGAAGAAGAUGGAUUUGUGAUGCUGCUGUGCAUGUAUUUGCUAAAAAAUGCAAUACAGAACGGAACUCGUCAUGCGUGGCUCCCAAAACUUCUGGGUUUGUGUUGCAGAGUUCCCAACUUGACUUAGGGGUAGGUUCGUUUUUGCGCAGAAUAUUCGACGAGAUCUGUUCAUCUUCCUCCCCGAGUACUUUAUGUUUUCUUUAUAGUUUGUUACGAUGUAGUGAAGUUCGAUGCCACUCUACCUGUAGUUUGUGCAACAUUUUUUCCUUAACAAAACAGUUUUCCAAAAUCUUUUCCUUUAACAAAACAGUUUUUCACUCUAUAUGCAGGAAGAUACCCAGUUCCACGCCGCCCUCAACCUCGAAGGAUUCAGGUUGUAUGUUCAGCAGGAUGAUACGUACACAAAUGAAGAAAUGAAUAUUGAUUCUGAUACGUCCGAGUUCCCCAAUUGUUUGCUUAUAGUAUUUUUAACCAACGCGGUAGGCAGAAGCAUACCCCGUCUCUUGCUUCUAGGAUACAGUCAAUCUGAAUUCUGCUGCAUGAGGGUCGUGGAAGUUUCUCUGAUUCAUAACGGCCACCGCCCGGGCCAAGUCCCACGGUGGACACCGUCAGCGAUAUCAAAUGCAAAAGUGUCUGGGUCUGGGAGGAUUCGAAUUUGUGAUGCGAAAUCUAUGUCAUGAGAAAAUGUGUCAUGCAUGGCUAGCAAAAGGCCGCGCCUCUUGUUUCCGAGAGAGGGGAUUUGUCAUGCGGAUUAGGCAUUUGGAUACCUGCUCAAAAUCUGUGGUGCUAGAGCUUGCAUGCCAGACGAUCUGGCUCAUGCAAAAACUGCAUGACAGAUCUCGCAUUCUUCCAGACCCAGACAUAUUUGCAUUUGAUAAGCGAAGCGGACAAAGAACAAGAAGCGGACGGUCCAGUUCCGAUGGGUCCGAUGCGAAUCAACGUAUGAAAGUGAAUACCCUUUUUCCCCAUCCCGUCUAGUCGUUCGUGUUUGCAUCCUAGCAAGCUAAUCUUCUGCUCCCAGUAGAAGUAGUGUAAAAUUUGCAUUGCUGAAAAAGAGAAAGGGUGGUUUUUUCAUCGUCAUUAUUUGCAGCGCCACCGCCAGAACCCAUGAACAUGCAAGGCGUGCCUGCUGCGUCACCAAUCCGGAACAAGGAACCGCCCAAGAACUUAUCGAUGCGAAACCCUUCCUGCUCAACCAUCCCCCGAGAGGUGUUCGUGUAUGUGUUUUUUCCGUGCAGCCAGCUAAUCAUUUUGCAUGCCUCUAGAUUUUAGCUUUACCUAAGCAGAGCCAGAAGGAGGCCCAAAAUAUGUUCUGUUUCUAAUCUAUCGCGUGCUUCACCAUAAUUUCUCCCUUGUGGCACCUGGAAGGUUUUUGCAUCGGUAUUCUGUGACCAUCAAAACGAAGUUAUCAAAAUGAAAAUCCUCCGUAUUCGAACGAUGAUUUUGUUCAGAAUGCAUCUGAGAAAGAGAUGAUGACCAACAGCCCAAUUGUCCUGCAUGUUCUGCUCUCUUGAAGUGGAAUGCGGUGGUUUUGAUUUUGAUAUGCCAGCCACGAAGAACACCAACGCUGCAAAUAUCAAGUGAAAAUAGGUCUGGGUCUGGACGGAGACGAGAGUGAGAUUUCUCAUGCAUCUUUUGCGUGACCAAGAACGACAGGUAUACGGGCCAGAGUAUCACAGCUGUUGUAAAGCAUCACGAUCUCCACUCACAUUCCGGUCAUAUACGCAUGACAAAUUUGAACAUCUUCUAUGGCCGAAAAAAAAAUACGCAACUUUUAUUUUUGCGGCCCUGGCAUGACAGAUUUUUUUGCGAAUUACAUCGCGCAUGACAAAUUUCCAGUUUCGUGCCCCCCCAGGCGCAGGCGUAUUUGCAGUUCAUAGCAGUAAGGAGUUAAUAACCAAAUUCUGUAGUUCUGCAAAACGAAAAUAUUUUUUUUUGUUCGACAAAUUUACAACCUACAUUGCAAGAUAAGAAGAAAUAGCAUCACGAGAUUUAGACUUUUACAAGGUGUGAUUGAAAAUAGGUAGAUUUUGCCGACAGAACUCGAGCUCUACAGCUUGACCAUCGUUAGCUUAUCGAAAUUGCAUGAUGAACAAUUAAAGCAUAUGAACAGAAAUCAAAGUAGAAAAAGAAAAUCGCCGAUGCAAGCAAUAUCAAUACUGCAUCUCCAUCAAAAAUUUUGCCUCAAGUAGAAGUAGACACGACGAAGACUGCGCUGAGUAUAAAUUGUUCAAGUAGAAUUUGGCUGUGACAGCUCGGAAUGUUCUUUGCGCGGAG